CCUGUCGGGGAGGAAGUCCUGGUGGCCACAGGCUACAGAUGCAGCAAUACUGAGUGUGGCACGCCGCAUGGGAGCUGGCUGGGCCUGACCUCCUUGCCUGGGGGAUGCCUGCUGUGAGCCGUCGCCAUGGCUCCUGAGCCACAUGGCCUCCCUGGGUCCCAGGACUUCAGCCCCCCGUAGGCUUUCGAGCCAGAGAGCCAUGUGCUGGGUCAGCACCAUCAGCUUCAUGGCGGCUGAAGAAAUGCACUGGCCAGUCCCCAUGAAGGCCAUCGGUGCCCAGAACCUGCUGACCAUGCCCGGGGGUGUGGCCAAGGCUGGCUACCUGCACAAGAAGGGGGGUACCCAGCUGCAGCUGCUCAAAUGGCCACUGCGCUUCGUCAUCAUCCACAAGCGCUGCAUCUACUACUUUAAGAGCAGCACAUCCGCGUCCCCGCAGGGCGCCUUCUCCCUCAACGGAUACAACCGGGUGAUGCGGGCAGCCGAGGAGACAACAUCCAACAACGUCUUCCCCUUCAAGAUCAUCCACAUCAGCAAGAAGCACCGCACAUGGUUUUUCUCUGCCUCCUCAGAGGAUGAGCGCAAGAGCUGGAUGGCCUUGCUGCGCCGGGAGAUCGGCCACUUCCACGAGAAGAGGGAGCUGCCUCUGGACACCAGCGACUCCGGCUCAGAUGCAGACAGUUUCUAUGGUGCAGUGGAGCGGCCUGUGGACAUCAGCCUCUCCCCGUACCCCACAGACAACGAAGACUAUGAGCAUGAGGACGAGGAUGACUCCUACUUGGAGCCCGACUCCCCUGAGCCUGUGAAGCUGGAUGACUCCCUGACUCACCCGCCAGCCUACCCGCCACCUCCAGUGCCCAUGGCCCGGAAGCCCGCCUUCUCCGACCUGCCCCGAGCUCACUCCUUCAACUCCAAGGGCCCAGGCCCACUGCUGCCGCCCCCACCCCCAAAGCGUGGCCUCGCUGACACCAGUGCAGCCACUGACGACACCAAGAGGGACCUGUUGGGCCUGAGGUGGGCCGAGGCUGGCCUCAGGGUACCCACCACUUCCCGGAGGAUGAGCGACCCCCCACUCACCAGCCUGCCUGCUGGGCCCAGCCUGUGGAAACCCCCAUGCUUCCGAGAGGGCACCAGCCCCAGCCCUGAGCCAUGGACACCUGGCCAGGGGGCCAGCACUACCUCCAGCUGUGCCAGCACAGCCUCUACCACCUCCAGGAACUGUGACAAGCUCAAAUCCUUACACCUGUCCCCUCGGGGGCCUCCCACAUCCGAGCCCCCGCCUGUGCCAGCCAAUAAGCCCAAGUUCCCGAAGAUAGCAGAAGAGGCCCCCAAGCGGGAGGCGGCCAAGCCUGGACUCUUCGUGCCCCCUGUGGCACCCAGGCCUCCUGCGCUGAAGCUGCCCUGCCCUGACACUGCUUCUCGGCCUGCAGUGCUGCCCCAGCAGGAGAAGCCUUCUCUACCCCACCUCCAGCGGUCGCCCCCUGAUGGGCAGAGUUUCAGGAGCUUCUCCUUUGAAAAGGCCCGGCAACCCUCACAGGCCGACUCCAGCAAGGAGGACUCAGACGAGGACUAUGAGAAGGUGCCCCUGCCCAGCUCGGUUUUCGUCAACACCACGGAAUCCUGUGAGGUGGAGAGGCUGUUCAAAGCUGCCGCCCCUCAGGGGGAGCCCCAGGAUGGGCUGUACUGCAUCCGGAACUCUUCCACCAAGUUGGGCAAGGUGCUGGUUGUGUGGGACAGGUCCUCCAACAAAGUGCGGAACUACCGCAUCUUUGAAAAGGACUCUAAGUUCUAUCUGGAAGGUGAAGUCCUGUUCACCAGUGUGGGCAGCAUGGUGGAGCACUACCACACGCACGUGCUGCCCAGCCACCAGAGCCUGCUGCUUCGGCACCCAUACGGCUACCCUGGGCCCAGAUGACGCCAUAGUGCGAAGCAGCCACCGGACUACAGACCUAGCCGUGUCAACCGAGGCAGCCUGUGUGGGAGGAGGCACGGGGGGCUGUGCUUGACUGUGGACCCCCAGUGGAUACCUUGUGGAUCUUGGCCAGGGGCCACCCAGCAGGCCAGCUCCCAGCUGAUCCCAGCUGUAGCUCUGGAGGACUGAUCAGCUCUCUAGCUGCAGCUGGUCCCUGCUGUUGCACUUGGGGCUCCAGGACAGAGCCUGACUUCACCUUCAGGACAGGAUGUGUGCUGUGCUGCAGCAUCCUGGGAGCCAGACAGGGCUAAGGCAGUCGGCAGGGCUGGACAGGCCCUAGGAUCCCAGGACACGAGACCCAUACUCUAGGUGGGAUCCAUGCUCCCAAUAAAUCCAAGGUGACCUUUGC
Molecule: messenger RNA, 2318 nt
Organism: Cavia porcellus (domestic guinea pig)
Lineage: Eukaryota; Metazoa; Chordata; Mammalia; Rodentia; Caviidae
Gene: Sh3bp2
Product: SH3 domain binding protein 2
Exons: 13
Coding region: 143-1912 (589 amino acids)
Biological process (GO): signal transduction
Molecular function (GO): SH3 domain binding
Source: RefSeq, a predicted model, not a curated record